UUUUUAUUAUCCAUGAAUACAGCAGAAAUGAAAAGAGACAAGAUUGUGUGAAUGUGCCGCAGUGUAAAUGUGAGUCUGGGUUUGUGUGUAUUUGGCCUGAAAUGCUGUGUUGUGUAUUUGUGUAUGUGUGUGAGAGAGUGUCAGCCUCCUUCAAAGGACGACUUUAAGACUUUGUCCCCAGGUCGGGGUCCUGUCAUGUCAGCCAGAACACAGCAGGAGCUGCCCAUCUGCAGAGUCAGGUCUCUGCCUCAGCUUGUAACUCAGUGUGUUACAGUGUGAGCACUUCAUCGUAUGUGUGACUAGAGUCAGUGAGUUUCUACAGGCUGCCCCAGAGGGACAGCAGAACAUGGCUGACAACAACACUCAGAAAAAAAAGCCCCGCUGGACGUCACUGGAGAUCGGUCUUCUGACAAUUGUUUCUCUGCUGUUUGUCAUUAUUGUGGCCCUCAUCAUCCUCUUCAUCACACAGAGUGGCAAAGAUGAAGUCUGCAUAACAGCUGACUGCACACAGUCAGCUUCCCGCCUCAUUGAGAACAUGGACCCCACAGUGAACCCCUGUGACAACUUCUACCAGUAUGCCUGUGGUGGCUGGCUAAAGAAGAACAUCAUACCUGAGACCAGUUCACGUUACAGUACCUUUGACAUUCUCAGAGAUGAACUGGAGGUCAUACUUAAAGGAGUGCUGGAGAGAGAAGAGAGUGGAAGCAGUAGCUCACUGACCAAAGCCAAAGUCCUCUACAGGUCCUGCACUAAUGAGAGCCUCAUUGAACAGAGAGGUGGGUUGCCUCUGCUUACAGUGCUGCCAGAUGUCUUUGAGUGGCCUAUAGCAACAGAUGAUUGGGACACCAACUACGGAAUGAAUUGGAGAGUGGAAGAUGCCAUAGCCAAACUGAAUGAGAAAUAUGGAAAGCAAGUCCUAAUUAGCUUUUUUAUUGGUACAGAUGACAGAGACUCCAAUGCGCACAUCAUUCAUUUUGACCAGCCAAGUCUUGGCCUCUCCUCAAGAGACUACUAUGUGUGCACCGGACCAUAUGAGGAGGCCUGUGCGACAUAUGAGAACUUCAUGAUUGACUUGGCGAAGCUUAUCCGAACAGACCGAAGUCUGGAGGUCAAUGACACUAAUAUCAGGCUAGAGAUUGCCCGGGUGAUGAGGAUGGAAAAGGAAAUUGCUAAUGCAACAGACACACCAGAGGACAGAAACAACCCGGUUCUACUUUACAACAAGAUGCCUCUGGAGAUCCUGAACAACAACUUCACUCUGGAGUUUGAUUCCAGGGUGUUCAACUGGACGCUCUUCACUAAUAAGAUCAUGGACACAGUUGGCAUUCCCAUUACAGACAGUGAGGAGGUUAUUGUGUAUGCCCCAAACUAUUUUAAGAGGCUCAACACUGUCCUUGCCAAGUACACAAAGAGGGACGUUCAGAACUACAUGGUGUGGCGUUUCAUUAUGAAUCUGGUGGUUGGUUUGAGCAGGACAUACAGGGAGACCAGGAAAGCAUUCAGAAAGGCUAUCUAUGGGACUACCUCUGAACCAGCAGUUUGGAGACAGUGUGCCAUCUAUGUGAACAACAAUAUGGAGAAUGCUGUGGGGAGACUGUAUGUGGAGGAAGCCUUUGCAGGAGAUAGCAAAGACAUGAUGGAUGAAAUGAUCACUAACAUCAGAGAGGUAUUUGUGAGUAAUCUGGAUGAUCUAGCCUGGAUGGAUGCUGAAACUAAGAAAGCUGCAGAGGAGAAGGCACGAGCAAUCAGAGAAAGAAUUGGUUUCUCAGAAAAUAUCAUGAACAACACAUGCUUGGACCAGGAAUACCGAGAUUUAAGCUACAGUGCAGAAGAAUACUUUGAGAACAUUCUAAAGAACUUGGAGUUUGGUCAGAAGAAACGCCUAAAGAAACUGAGAAUCAAAGUGAACAAAGAAGAGUGGAUCACAGGAGCUGCUGUUGUCAAUGCAUUCUACUCAUCUAGCAGAAACCAAAUAGUAUUUCCUGCAGGUAUUCUUCAGCCACCAUUCUUUGGCAAAGGUCAGCCCUGGUCUCUGAACUAUGGCGGCAUUGGGAUGGUCAUUGGGCAUGAGAUCACUCACGGCUUUGAUGACAAUGGACGUAAUUUUGAUAAAGAUGGCGACCUCAAAGACUGGUGGACUCCAUCUUCAACUCAGAAAUUCCAUGAGCUUUCCAAAUGCAUUGUGGACCAGUAUGGAAGCUACUCUUGGGAUUUGGCGAAUGGACAAAAUUUAAAUGGGAAUAAUACCCUUGGGGAGAACAUUGCUGACAACGGGGGCAUUCGCCAGUCUUAUCAAGCAUACCAGAACUAUGUGAAAAAACAUGGAAAAGAAGCUCUUCUGCCUGGAAUUGACCUCGAUCACGAGCAACUCUUUUUCCUUAACUUUGCACAGGUUUGGUGUGGAACACACAGACCAGAGCAUGCUGUCAACUCCAUCAAAACUGAUGUCCACAGUCCAGGGAAGUUUAGAGUUCUUGGGUCACUACAGAACUUCCCAGAAUUCGCCAAAGCCUUCCAGUGCCAGAAAAACACCAACAUGGUGCCUGAGAAGAUUUGCAGAGUGUGGUGAUUACUUGAGGAACAGAAGAUGAGGGUUCUAUUGAGGGCCCGUGGUCCGUAUACCCUCUCACCUCUCUGCUGACUCUUAGACCACUAUGGCAGACACUGAUAAAUCGUCUCGUCGGUGUAAGCUAUGGCCACUGUGCUCAAUUCCACCAGUGCACUUGAGCCAUAUAUAGAGAGGGGGAGCUGUCUCAGAACACUCCUUCAAGCAUCAGCCAAUUUGAUUACAGUUUGUGAGAUCAUUACUCAGUUCAUGGCUCUUACUGUUUUAUACACUUUGUAAAGUAAGUCUGAAGUAUAAAGUAAAAAAAGCAAAACAAACACAAAUCUAAAGUAAAGGUUAUGUAGAGAUACUGUCAAAACUUAUCACAUAAUGUUAAUCAAGUAAAACUGUGAAUUGGAGAUGUUAGUAGCAUUAUGUAUAUACAGUACAUAUUUAACGCAAUACUAGUAUACAUCCACUGCUUAUACUGGUCAGCUUGAUUAGAUUCAGUAAGUAACUAUGAAGCUACCCAAACAUGCCCAAGACUAUUAUGUAUAGUACCAUAGGAGUUAAUAGAUAUUUAAGUAAAUUCCAAGAAAAUUGUUAAACUCUGUAAUCAUUUAUCUCAUUAGCAAAUUAUCUGAUUUGUACACAGCACAUUGUAAUUUAAAAUAUGUAGAUUAAUUUGUAAUUUGUGUCAUUGAAUUUUUCCUUAGAAGAUUUGCUUAUUAUCAUAAAAGAUUAACUGGGACAAUAUACAUUUCUGUAAAUCAGACACUGAAUGUUUGAUUUGAAAAUCCCAAACAUGACAAGACGGAUAGACGUUUUUUAAAACUUUUUUAUUUUAUUUCUUCUUUCAUUGUGCUAUCCUUGAUAUUUGUAUGAAUGGGUGUGCAUGUGACAAAUAAUGUCAUUCUGUCAAGCGUCACUGAAUUAAAGCCUUAAAAUGUU
Messenger RNA from Onychostoma macrolepis, 3496 nucleotides. Its product is annotated as neprilysin-like. The coding region runs from base 347 to 2569 and encodes 740 amino acids. Lineage: Eukaryota; Metazoa; Chordata; Actinopteri; Cypriniformes; Cyprinidae. Gene Ontology annotation, biological process: protein processing; amyloid-beta clearance. The transcript is spliced from 23 exons. Gene Ontology annotation, molecular function: metalloendopeptidase activity. Gene Ontology annotation, cellular component: plasma membrane. The record is from RefSeq and is a predicted model, not a curated record.